This is a messenger RNA of Salvelinus sp. IW2-2015, 1595 nucleotides long. RefSeq names its product putative monooxygenase p33MONOX. Lineage: Eukaryota; Metazoa; Chordata; Actinopteri; Salmoniformes; Salmonidae. Gene Ontology annotation, cellular component: cytoplasm. The record is from RefSeq and is a predicted model, not a curated record.
AGCUGCAAUACGCAUUGUACCUCCGUGCUGUGUUUGUUUAUUACACUUGAAAAACAACGAACAAUGGAUAAAAUGAGAGAGUGGCUUGGCCUGGAGAGUCAAAKAAAUCUUCCCAUGAAAAGAAGCUGAGAAUGCCAAGCGGGGACUUCAAGGAGGACAGGCUUUCGACAUCAGCUCAAUCCACACCUUGUGGCACCCCUUCCGGGACCCCCUCCGUUACCCCCAGCGUCAGUCCCCACGCCUCACCGAUACUCAACCGCAGGAACUGGUUCAACAGCCAGAGUCUUGCACCAUUUCUCGCUUCCACAGAACUCAGUAGUCCUAACCUCAGCCCUGAAAUGGGAGGCAACGAGGGAGGAGGUGGAGCGGGAGGGGAGAGGUGGAGCUUAUUUGGAACUUCUCGCCCGGUAGUACAGAAGUCCACUACUGACCCCGGUUCAGAAACCAACACAGGCUUCACACUAAAGUCAUACUUUGGCGUGCAGAAGUCUACCACCAUGGAGGAAAUCAAGACCCAGGUCAACCUCAUGGUGGAUGACCCUGCCAAGUUCAACCCCCCCAAGAUCGAGAUCAGCAGCAUCGAGGGCAACAGACCCCUCCAGACCCGCCCACACAAACUUAAACCCCGGGACAUGAACGUCCUGACACCAUCUGGAUUCUGAUACCCUUGCCUCCCUGUUGGCCAAUAGCAGGUCUACUACCCUCUUCUGUCUCCUAAGCCUCCGCAGCUUCUGUGGAACACCGAGAUGGAAAAGAUGGAGGACGAGCUACAGAACUAUAUCCCCAUAUUCCCUGAACCCUGAUGUUUUAUAUGACCCUAUGCCUGCUCCCCCCACUUCUCCUCAAUUAAUGCACCAAACGGGGCAUUUCCAUCCGCCUCAAGAGGGUCACUUUUUUGGAGGGGUGCUUUGUCAUACGAUGCCCUGUUGUCGUCUGCUUCUCAGUGAUGUCUUGAAAUAGAAAUUGUGGUUUUGAUGUCUCAUGAGUCCCCUGCUUUGGCGAAAACCCCCAAGCUCAUUAUAUCUAACUCACUUUCACUUAAAGCACUGUACAGUACCCAGCCAGUGUCAUUUCACUCAACUAUACUCAAUCGCCUCUGAUGCUUUAGUUUUUUUUACAAAUUUAACAGUGAGUGUGGUUUUACUGAUGUUGUGCCUAAGCCUGCUUCUGGCAUCUUGGUCACAUCAGUUGACAUUUUUUUUAUUUUUUUUAUAAAGAUGAGUGGUUACUGCUAACCAGGAUUAUUUGUAUUUGUUUUUCUUCAUAACAUCCAGAUAUUGUUUGUUAUUAGUAUUUAAGUGUCAUGAUAUUUGUCAUACCAGUCUGUAAUGCUUUAAGAAUAUAUUGAUAUGAAGUACAAUGCUUUGAAAUUGUCAUUUUAAAAGCUUUUUUAUAUGGACUAUUAUUUUAGAAUGAAUACUGUUUUGUUUUUGCAAGAUGUUCCAAGAUKAAUUCCAAUAACUAUAGCUUGGUCCACUGAUUUUGGCUGUAAAUAAUUUCAACACUAACAAAAGUAUUCCAAUGUUUCUGGUUAAUUAUUUAUCUUAAUUGCUAACUUUAAAGGGCCGGCUCCCCCCAUAUGAAAGCCACUUACA